CGGCGGCUGUCACGGGGCGCGCCGGGCGGCGCUGAGCGGGGGCGGCGCUGAGCGGGGCCCCGCGGCUUCCCCCCUCGGCCUGGCCGCGAUCGCCCGCCGGCAUCCGGGCUGCGGCACCAUGUUCAGGCGGAUUCUGCAGCGGACUCCAGGUAGAGGUGGGUCUCAGAGCUCGGAUUCGGAUUCAUCUGCCACACCAGGAAAUGCCGUGGAUGUGAACAGUGAAGGUUCCUCUGAGGGCUUCAUCUGUCCACUCUGUAUGAAAGUGUGUGUAACUUCCACUGAUCUGUCUGAACAUUACCAGAAUGAGCACACUGGGACAGAAGGAAGACAGGAGCUCCGUGACCUCCCAGCUGUUACUGGUUUUAUUUGUCCUCUGUGUAUGAAGUCUCAUGGAUCAGCCGAGGAGCUGUUCAAGCACUAUGAAGCAAUUCAUAAUUCUGGCAUUGAUUCAACUCAUGGAGGGGAAGGUCAUCUGUCACCAGAAAGAGAUGAAGUAUCACUGCUCCGACAAGAAGUCCAAGACUUGCAAGCUUCGCUGAAGGAGGAGAGGUGGUAUUCAGAAGAGCUGAAGAAAGAACUAGAGAAAUUGCAGGGGCAGCAGCAGCAACAUUCUAAGUCUGAUGGAUUGACAACGGCUACAUCUACAGAAUCAUUGGAACGACAACUAGAAGAAAUACAAGUAGAAAAUUUUAACAUUAAGCAAAUGAAAGACUUAUUUGAGCAAAAAGCAGCACAACUGUCCACUGAAAUUGUGGAUCUUAAAUCGAAGUAUGAUGAAGAAAUCAGUCUUCGGGAAGGUGCAGAACAGAAAGUGACAAACCUGACACAAGAACUGCAGAAGGAGAGAAAUACAGUGGAAUACCUAAAGACAGAGCUGCUACAAAGACCUGGUGUGGAAGACGUGGCCGUCCUGAAAAAGGAGCUGGUCCAAGUUCAGACACUGAUGGACAAAAUGACGCUGGAACGUGAGAGAGAAUCUGAAAAGCUUAAAGACGAGUGCAAGCAUUUGCAGGCAGAGCAGGCUAAUUCAGAGGCUACCAUUAACCAGUUAAGAGCUGAACUUGCCAAAGGACCACAGGAGGUAGCUGUGUAUGUUCAGGAGCUGCAAAAACUUCAAAGUUCAGUGAAAGAGCUAGAACAGAAAAACCAGAGUCUUACUGAGAAGCUGCUGAAGAAAGAGCAGGACUACACUCGGCUAGAAGAAAAGCACAAUGAAGUGUCUAUGAGUAAGAAAAAUGUGCAGGCGAGCUUUCAUCAGAAGGACCUGGACUGCCAACAGCUUCAGGCAAAGCUGUCUGCGUCUGAAGCCUCGAUACAGAGAUUACAGACUGAGCUAGGUGAGAAGGGAGAAGCAAGCCACAAACUUAAAGAAGAGUUGUCCGAAGUAGAGACAAAAUACCAGCAUCUCAAAGCAGAAUGUAAACAACUCCAGCAGCAGAGGGAGGAAAAGGAGCAGCAUGGCCUGCAGCUCCAAAGUGAGCUCAGUCAGUUGCACAGUAAACUUCUAGAAACAGAGCGCCAGUUGGGGGAAGCGCAUGGGCGGCUCAAGGAACAGAGGCAGCUGUCUAGUGAGAAACUGAUGGACAAAGAGCAGCAGGUUGCUGAUCUGCAAUUAAAACUUUCACGUGCUGAAGAGCAGCUAAAGGAAAAAGCAGCAAAUUCCACAGAAUUGCAACAUCAAUUAGAUAAAGCAAAACAGCAGCACCAGGAGCAGCAGACCCUUCAGCAAAAUACUACGGCAAAACUGCGAGAAGCUCAGAAUGACUUGGAGCAAGUGCUACGCCAAAUUGGAGAUAAGGACCAAAAAAUUCAAAAUCUUGAGGCUUUGCUUCAAAAAAGCAAAGAAAACAUCUCUUUGCUAGAAAAGGAAAGGGAAGACUUGUAUGCAAAAAUUCAAGCUGGUGAAGGAGAAACUGCCGUUCUUAACCAGCUUCAAGAGAAAAACCAUGCAUUGCAAAUACAGGUAACUCAGCUGACAGAGAAGCUGAAGAAUCAGUCAGAAAGUCAUAAACAAGCCCAAGAGAAUUUGCAUGAGCAAGUGCAGGAGCAAAAGGCACAUCUAAGAGCUGCUCAGGACCGUGUGCUCUCCCUGGAAGCAAAUGUCACUGAACUAACCAGUCAGCUAAAUGAAAGUAAAGAGAAAGUUUCACAGCUUGACGUACAGGUAAAAGCGAAGACUGAAUUACUGCUUUCAGCAGAAGCAUCGAAAGCUGCUCAAAGAGCGGAUCUUCAGAAUCAUCUGGACACUGCCCAGCAUGCGCUGCAAGAUAAGCAACAGGAGUUAAAUAAGGUCAGUGUUCAGUUGGAUCAGGUUACAGCUAAGCUGAAUGAGAAGCAGGAAUACUGUGCUCAGCUGGAAGCCAAUCUUAAAGAGUACAAAGAGAAACGUCUUUAUUUAGAACAGAAAACUGAAGAGCUAGAGGGGCAGCUUAAGAAACUUGAAGCUGAUGUUCUUGAUGCUAAAGCAAGCAAAGAACAAACUCUUCAGGAGUUACAGCAGCAGCGACAACAAUCUACAGAAUUAGACCUCCGAACAGCAGAACUGAGUAAACAACUUGAAGCAGCAAGAGAAACGAUAUCUAGUGCCAAAUUGGAUUUACAGAACAAAUCUGAGGCCCUUGAGAAAGCGAAACAGCAAAUUUCGAAGCAGGAGGAGGAAAAGGCCAUCCUUAAACAAAACCUGGAGAAAUCAAAUCAAGAUACAAUCAAACAACUCAAGGAAUUAGAUUGUAAAAUGCAAGCAGCAACAGCAGAGCUGCAACAAACGAAAUUAGAAAAGGAUACCUUAUUUAAAGACCUUACAGCUACCAAAGACAAGCUCUCAAAAAAUUCUGAAUCCUUCAAAAAAAGAAAGGAUGAAUUAGAAAAAGAAAUCCAAAAAGGAAAAGCAGCUGUGGCAGAAAUGGAAAAAUCUUGCCAAGAACUAAAGCAUCAACUCCAGUUACAAACAGAGUCUGUAGCUAAAGAGAGGAAUGAAUUGAAAAACUCACUGGAAAAAAAAGAGGGGAUUUCUAAGCAAUUGUCGAUAGAACUUGAUUCAGCACGAGCGCAAGUACUGGAAAUUCAGAGUCUUCUGAAAGAGAAAGAGAAAAGUGAGCAACAUCUCCAGGGAAAGCUGAGAGAUUUAAAGGAAUCUUUUGAGCAGAAGAAAAAACAUAGUGAGACGCUGCAAGCUGAAUUAAAAACUGCCCUUUUAGAAAAGGCAGAACUGGAGAAUAAACUGCAACAGCAGUCUAUUUUGUCAGCACAGGAGCUUAAAGCAGAGAAAGCCAAGCUAGCAGACUUACAGAAGACCUAUGAAAAGCAUAAAGAAAACAUGGAGAAGCUGCAGCUGGACCUGUAUGGGAAAGAAUCUGAGCUGCUGGCGACCAGGCAAGACCUUAAGUCCACAGAAGAAAAACUUGCUCUAGCUCAAGAAGAAUUAGUUUCCAGCAGAAAUCGAAUUGCUGGCAAUAAUCAGCAGAUUCAGGAACUUAAGAAAGCAAAGUUGACACUGGAGCAGGAUGCAUCAAAGAAGGAGCAACAACUGGGCGAGAAGACCAAAAUGUUACAGGAUCUUCAGAAUGACAGGAUUUUGAAAGAAAAAGACUUGGCUAAUGAAAAAUGUAGAACAACAGAGCUCCAGGAAAUAAGGAAUAGACUUGAAAAAGAAAGUGCCAGGCUGGGUGAGGAGCUCAGAGCCUGCAAGCAAGAAUUUGAGAAGGAGGUGGCAAAUCUCAAGGAUGCAAAACAGCUGUUGAUACAACAGAAAUUAGAACUGCAGAGCAAAAUAGAUCAUAUGAAUUCAGCUCUGGAGCAGGAGAAGAAAACCCACCAAGCUGUCAAAGAUCAGCUGAAAAAGAGAGAAGAGGAGCUGAAGAAAGAAUGUGCUGAAAUUGAAGCUAAACUGCACUCAGAGAAAAAAGAUAAAGAAGAAGAAAGCCGGAAACAUGAGGAAAAGGAGAACAAGCUCACCAUGCAGGUCACAGCUCUGAAUGAAAACCUGGCUACCAUGAAGAAAGAGUGGCAAAGCAGUCAGAGGCGAGUGAGUGAGCUGGAGAAACAAACAGACGAUUUACGUGGGGACAUUGCUGUCCUGGAAGCAACAGUGCAGAAUAAUCAGGAUGAGAGAAGAGCAUUGCUGGAGAGGUGUAUAAAAAGUGAGGGAGAAAUUGAAAAGCUUCAAGCCAAACUUGUAGAAAUGAAGAAAAAGCUGGACAACACUACUGCUGCAAUGCAGGAACUUGGCCGGGAAAAUCAGUCAUUACAGAUCAAACACACACAAGCUCUCAACAGGAAGUGGGCAGAAGACAACGAUGUACAAAAUUGUAUGGCCUGUGGAAAAGGCUUUUCGGUGACAGUGAGAAGGCACCACUGUAGACAGUGUGGAAAUAUCUUUUGUGCCGAAUGCUCAGCAAAGAAUGCCUUAACUCCUUCUUCUAAGAAGCCUGUCCGGGUCUGUGAUACAUGCUUUAAUGACUUGCAAGGAUAACUGGCUAUUGUGAGUGACAAAGAAAUGUUACACUAAAAUCUAUAAUUUCUGUUGAUGCACUUCGUUCAGCACUCAGACUACUAUUCAGUUGGACAAUGAUUGUAACACUUGGCAAAAUUUAGUAUAUUUUAAAAUGUUUAUUGAUACCAAGUAAAACUAUUGUAUUUUUUGUGAGACAUGGGGUCAGAUCAUCCAUAGCUUAUCACCAUUUUCCUGGAAAGAGCUUCUAUGUCUAGAUUAGAAAUACCCAGUGAUUUGUAAAUAAAGUUUAAACAGAGGAGUAAAAAUGUAUUUUUUUAUCUUUUAUUUUUUUGUUCAAGAGAAACAGCGUUUAUGUGAUAUUGCAGUUUAUUCUUGUUUCCUUCAAAGAAAAAAGAAAAUGCAAAAGUUUGUGAGGAUUUUAUGUAUCAAAUGUUGCUAUAAAAACAUAACUGAUUGUUACAUUUGAUUGUACAUCUGAUGUUCUUUAUAAUCCCUUGUGAUUUUGGUUUCUUUCUAACUCUCUGUUUCUUGGACUUUUCUCUCUAAAGUCCAAAUUCCACAGUGAGGGUAGUGGCUGGACUCCAAGUCAGUUUUAUUUGCCAACUUACAACUUUUUGUAGUAUCAGCACCCGAGUCCCCAUCCAACAAGAGUGCUUGGAUAUGUAACAUCUUUACGCAUGACGUAUUGCAGUGUGCAUGUGUGUGUCUGAGAGAAAGUGUAAACAAAUGUAGGCACUGUUUAGCUGGCAUUGUAGGAAUAUCACAAUACGUUACAAUACUCCAUCCCUUAUUGAUUGAUUUCACUUUUACAUAUUCAGUGGAUAGAUUUUAAUAUUCUAGAUACCUUUAUAUGUGGGCUUUAAAAAGCAAACAUACAAUACUGUUAGUAGCCUGUAGCACCUCUCUCCCCCUAUGCAUACCCUGGAAUCUCUGAGAGGUCCUUGUUGUUCUACAGGACAUCCAGACCUUCCACGCUGGGUAUCCUGCUUAAAAAAGUCUUUUUUUUUGAGACUGCUGCAGUUUAUAUGACCUUUUCUUCUAUUCCUUCCCUCAGCUUUUGCUGGAAGAAGCUGAACUCCUGCUGAAUCUAACAAACGUCAGUUUUCCAUUGCUUCAUCUGAUCCCUGUUACUGGGAUGGGGUCUUAAAUAUUAUGUUAGUUCAUAUGAUUUAGUCUGCCUAGAAUGAUGGUGUGAUUCUCCUGCUACUGGCUUAAUUAUAAGCCAAAUAGCUCUAAAUAAGAGGCCAAUAUAUGUGUCUUUAGAUAUUUAUUCUUAUUUUGUUUUCUGUAUUUGCAGCAGCGGUUCCUUGUAGAGUUCGUGUAGACUCCAAACUUCUUUUUUGUUGUGUUUUUAUUUACACCUGUUCAUGCUUGCCUGCCUGUCUCUAACUUUUCUUCCCUUUAUAUCUGGUAUUCAAAAAUGUUAAGGUUAUUUCUUCCGAGAGGGGAUUAUGCCUUCCAGUCUUUAGGAACCCUUUGUCUUAAAUACCCUACUAAAUUCAGCACACCCCAAGCCCUUCUGUGUCUUACAAAAUUACGCCAGCUGUUUAGAGAAAAGGACUGUGUCCUGAAUUCCUCUACUUCUUGCAUGAGGUAAGGAAUCAGAAUCUGUCUCAAUGAUGGAUAGUUAGCCAUCAUUAGACAGUUUUGUUUGCUUUCAUCUAUUGACAGCUCUAUAUGUGAAUGAAGAGGAAUCUGUUUGAUGAAAAAUAUCUAGGCCUGAUUAACUCUCAAGUGAAAAAACUUCUUAAUCCCUCUUCUCCAGAAGUAAUGAUCUGUCUAUUUCAUAUCCCUUCUUAGCUUGCGUGUCUAGUUCUACAUUUACUGCCUCAAGGAGUCUUUCUCAAGGAGUUUGUUAAAAUUAAAUUCUUAUUUCCCAGAAGCCAGCUGAAUUAUGGAAUCGGUUCUCCUCCCUGUAAAAGCGUGUGGGAUACAAGUGUGGUUUCUGUGAAAUAUAGGCUUGCUUUUCUGGUUCAAACCUGAGAAUUGCUUUCUUGAAAGAAAAAAUUGUUACGAUGAUUCCACAUGAACAGAGCCCCAGGACUCGCUUUUUCUCCUCAGCUGGGUAACUGUUUGGCAUAGGAAUCUUUUGAAUAGAAAAUACAAACAGUAUCUCUGCCUCUGGAAUUUUUUUUUCUACUUCUUUAUUUUUGAAAGAAUAUGAAGAGUUUGCUUUUGAGCCUUUCUUUAUCUGACACAUGACUUCAGAAAUGUGGCAAAGGUAGAGAUGUGACAGUUGUGCUCCAGCCCAGAUGUGCUCUGCCCUCUUGUGUAAUACAUGGAGCCUCCUGCUACUCUCAGGGCAAGGGAAGACCACAUGGAGCGGAAGAGAUUUUAAGAGGGAAUUAAAAUUCAGGGAAUCCUGACUUCAUGAAGGACACAAUGCAUGAGACAGGAAGAUGGAAAUCUCUCAGGGGGAACCAGGGUAAUUGUUAAAAGGACUCACUUGUGUUCAGGCAUUUUGCUUUUGAAUGGGAAUGUGUGAUGGCUGAGGAGAGAGCUUUGCAGUAAAGAGGAAGCUGUAGAAGGUCUAGUAGGGUUGUUCUCAAUUCAGUCUUUUGGGAUACCUUUGUGUAAAGACAAGCAGAGUCGCCUCACUCAGCUGUCUGCUGAAGCAGCAUGGUUGGUUUACCACAGAUCAGACCUCUAUCUAGAGCACCUUCAGGGGCAAAAACCAGUGCAGCUUCUGAAGGUUGCUUUCUGCUGACCAGUUUACAUGACCAACUUUUCAAGGGCUUGGAAAUGCUUUUUUUAAAUGGAUGCUUUUAGAAAGAGGGGUUGUUAAAAUCUAGAGGAACAAUGCUGGGCUAGAAGCUUUUAUGCUUGAGCCUUGAGUCUGCAGCAAUAGGUCAUGAUUUUUACAGCUUUUCACUGGAGUAAACUUAUGACUUCAUUGCUAAAUCUUAUGCUCCUUCGUUUGUGCUUGUGAUUCUGGGUGCUGGUCUGUAUUUGCUGACAAGUUGUUGGUAUAAUAGACCUUAUAAUGGUCUUAGCCUCACUGCCAGGUUGGAAGUUGAGCUCAGGCUCAGUAAAAUGACCUAUGAGAUACAUAGUAAGGGAAACUGGAGGAUUAAAAGUUUUUUAUUUACAAAUCUGCUUGCAGACUCUUACUGUUUUCAUGGGCAUGUUGGCCGUAGAAAUGUGGGGAUUUUGUUGCACUGCUUUAGCAUAUAAAUAAUAUGAAAACUUAGUAAAAAAGAUGGUAACUUUUACUGUACUGAGUUAAAGGAUUCCAUAGUAAGUAGUUCAAUGCACUGAUUUUUCAUACUGCAAACAGAGAAACAGAGGGAGAAAACAAUAAAAUGGGAGAAAGGACUAGAGCCUCCCAUGACACACAUAAUGUGCUUUAUUGGCCUCUAGCAAGAACCAGAGUGCUCUGAUUCCCUGAGGAGAGGCCAUUAUAGAAUAAGAAGUGGACCAAAAAAAAAUAGUAUAACCAGUGCUGGAACCAGUAGAUGUGUGAGAUCCUCAAGCUGACUUUGAUUGCCAGCCAUUACCAUAGCUUCAGGAAUGGGACAGUGAAGUGUGGGGUUUGUCACUGAAACUGUCCCUUCUGCAGGACACUCCAUCCACAUUCAGAGUUGCUGGUGAGCAGAAUGUGAGAGAUCGGCUGCUAUGUGGACUGACACAAGCUACAGAGGCAACUGGAAAAGUAUAAAAGAUAGUUAAGGGCAGGGAUAGGUACUUACUACUUCUUGGAGUUAUCGCCUCUCUUCUCAGUCAAACGAGUCAUUUCCUCCGAAAUACCAAAUCCUACUGUUCUACUCCAGCCUCAUGUCAGAAAUACAUACUCCAUACCUCCAUCCUGCAAUGCCUCUGGAGGGAGGUAGCAUUGCAGAGGUCAGUAGCAGGCAUUUGAUCCUAGCUGGCUGUGGUUCACUGUUAUUUCUUCUCUUUAUCUAUUCCUUCCCUCCAGUAAUCUUCCCUUUUCUGCAAAGGCUGAACAAAGAGGAUAAAAUUAAUGAGCCACAGUAGGAAAAGUUGCUGUCUGCAGAUGAAGAGACAAAAGGAAUUUUCUGCUGCAGCUUCCUACAGAGACAGAGGGUUUAGAGGGAUCUUGUUUUUUCAGCUGGCUUCACUCUCUGGCACGAGAGUCUAAGGCUCUAGGGUACAGUGGUUUUUUUCCCUGUUUUUAGAAGGUGUCAAGUAACCAAGUUGUCAUGGAGUGUGAAGCACUAGGUACAUAAGAACAACGAAUAAUGAUUUUUCUUGGAUUUAGGGCUAUUAAGAUUAUUUGUGAAUCCUCACUGGAAAAGCUUUCUUAGUGAAGCAAGAAGGAAUUUGGGAGCAGAAGGAUGAAGUAACCUUGCUGUGUUUGUAUUACAACAGCAAGAACAAUUGAGUCUCUCAGGCUAGACAUAAGAGAAGUGGCAUUCCUAAAGAAGGGACCUGGAAAACUCAAGUACUUUUCUGGGUUGUUAAAUGUCAGUUAAACAUGAAUUGGGAACAAAUGCUUGUUGCAAAGUUUAAAAAAUUCAGGACCAGUACUCAGUGGCAGACAGAAAACUGCUGGAGCUUAAUUUCAAACAGAAAAUAAAAUAUACUAAGAACAAUAAUACCAUGGCUUGUGUAUGUUAAAACUGAUAAAUUACUCCUCCAGGUACUGCUCCUCCCCGUCUCAUAUACUUGCAGGACUAGGAGACAACACUGUCGUUUGCACUAUGCACUUUUUGCUAACUGAAUAUAAUCUACAGUAAGUGGAAUGGCAUCGUUGGCAUUGCAUGUGUUAGCUGUAACCAAUGGACAGAAGGUUUAUCUUCAGCUGGACUUUUCACUGUAUUACAUUUGGCCACUUGCUAUGUAAGGAGAAUUGCACUCAUAAUUCCUUUGUACCAAAAAUGCCAUCAUCACCUGAGAGCACAUGUAACAACAAAAACAUGUAGUCGUGCACACAUUGCCUUUGUAUAGCUUCAUUUUAAGAUUAUAAAAUCAGAAAAUGUGAAUUUUAGGUAUUUCCAAGGGUCUUACCAGCUGUCUAGUUCUUAAUUUUUGAAGUCUUGACUUCAGUACCCCUUCUAGGAUAAUUUGUCCAACCACAGUCUCUCCAAAAAAGCUCUAAGUGAUGUACUUUACAAAACCAGCAAUAUUUGGAUAGUAAAGUUCCUCCAUAGCAACUCAGUUUUGGGGGUAUUUUGGGGGGCGGGGUUGUUCUAGUUUUUCUUUUUUUAAAAAAAUUCUUUUAAGGGGCAGUGAAUAAAGAAUUUUGCAUCUCUAGAUAGAAGAUUAGAUGCCACUCAAGGAUCACAAUAAUGGAGAAAAUAGGUACUAUUUAACAUAAUAAACUCUGCCUUUUAUCUGUAGUGUGCCGCAUACUAUGCACUCACUGUGCGGCAGAUACAGGAGUAUCUGCUCAUUUGAGGAUUACUGAAGCCCUGCUUACCCUUUUGGAUCAACAUUACUAUGAAAGCAGAAGCCUGGUAGGCAUGUUUUGCAAUUAUUCCUCCCCCUAUGACCUAAACUAAAACCAAAUUAAUCUAUAUUUCCUGCCUUUUUUUGGGUAAAGAGGGCUGGGAAAAUGUGUUUGUCAUAAUAUGUCAACAGGCCAGUGCUGGCAGGUCCAGGCUUCUGCUGUUGGCUUUAUGGCAAAGCACUCUAUUGUAUCACGCUAAAGCUUGAUACCUGGCACGAAAGGGGUGUUUGAAAGAAUGUCUUACUGGGUUAGCAAAUGCCAGAACUUUUUAUAGUAAUGUGUCCAAAAUGCUGCUUGUAUAGGAUUUGUCACUUUUGUAAGAAAAGAAAAAAAAGAAAAUCACACACAAAAAAAAAUCGUUAAACCCUACCAUUUGAUGCUGUUAUGUGAGAUUUUAUUUAAACUACCUCUCAGCGUGAAAUUCAAACAUUAGGUAAGUUUAAUACGGUUUGCUCACUCUCAUGUUAUGUAAAAGUUGUAGUGAAUGCCAAAAUUGCGAAAGUUUAUCACCACAAAGGAAAAAUGUUGUCUUUUUUUUAAAAUAUGUUUGAAAAUAUCCAAUAGUUUUAAGUUAUUGUAAACUUUGUUGUAUUCUUCCAACUUCUGUAGUUUCAAUCUUGCGAACUCUAGCUGCUGGACAGGAAAUAACUCAUAACCACAAGCUUCCAUAGUCGUGGUCUGCUGGGUAAAAACAGUUUUUGUAUGCAGCUUUGUCAUUUGGCUGUAAGAGCCUCAUUCACCAAAUGUACCGUUAAUUUAGUCAUCUUUUUUUUUCUUCUUCAGUACUUGAGAUGACAACUUGAUGAGUGGUAUUCUGUAAUGGAUGUGUGCCACAAAUUACAUUGUCUUGUUUGCCUCUUUUCUGAAUUUUAACGAUGUAUUGCAGAUGUGAAUAUUGCUCAUACAACUUAAUUUUUGUAUAAUUUUAUGAAAUAUGAAUGGAAAAAGUUUUACGUUCUUACCCCAUAUUUAGAGGUAAUGUAUUAUACUACCCUGAUGUUGAAGUUUUACCCACAGUUUUACUGCACUUCUUUUAAACUGGAUCAUAACAUCUUGGUAGAUGUAGAUAGAGUUUUUGCAUGCGUGUGCUUUGGUUUUGGUUCUUUUUAAUUGAAGUUCAAUUCUUUUAAGUUCUGUUUUCAGUAUUUGUUUUACUACUUGUGAUCAUGUAGGCGUGCCUUACAUUGUGAAAGAAUUUAGUCCAGCGUGCACUGUUAAUUCCUAAAUUCUGCAGUUUGGAAGGUGGCUGUGGAUUUGGAUGAGAAAAUGACACCACACAUCAACUGGUUCUGUAUAAACUAUGCUGAAAUGUUAUUGAAAUGUCAUUUUUGUUUUCUAACCUGUUAAAGGAAUGAUUAAUGACAAUAAAAAAAAUAAAUUAGA
Cuculus canorus (common cuckoo) is the source of this 11246-nucleotide messenger RNA. It is a transcript of the gene EEA1, whose product is annotated as early endosome antigen 1. Gene Ontology annotation, biological process: endocytosis. The transcript has 30 exons. The record is from RefSeq and is a predicted model, not a curated record. Lineage: Eukaryota; Metazoa; Chordata; Aves; Cuculiformes; Cuculidae. Gene Ontology annotation, cellular component: early endosome. The coding region runs from base 119 to 4471 and encodes 1450 amino acids. Gene Ontology annotation, molecular function: 1-phosphatidylinositol binding; metal ion binding.